Messenger RNA from Helianthus annuus (common sunflower), 420 nucleotides. RefSeq lists its product as uncharacterized. The coding region runs from base 1 to 420 and encodes 139 amino acids. Lineage: Eukaryota; Viridiplantae; Streptophyta; Magnoliopsida; Asterales; Asteraceae. The transcript has a single exon. The record is from RefSeq and is a predicted model, not a curated record.
AUGGAUGAUAUACCACCGCUAUUCAUCCCAAUUGAUAUUAGUGAAGACGAUUAUUCUUCCUCAAGCGAUAUUAGUUUAAUUUUUUUUCAAAAUCUUAUUAACGAAGCCGCCGAAUUGGAAGACACGGGUACUUCUAGGAAAAGGAAAUAUGUCCGUCGAGAUCGAGAGAAAUGUCAGGAAAACCUUAUGAGAGAUUAUUUUGUCGAGGAGCCCAUAUUUAACGAAGAGGUUUUUCGUCAUAGGUUUCGUAUGUUGAAAAUGUUGUUUUUAAAAAUUGUGAGUGGCGUGCAAACGAAUAACUCGUGGUUUCAAGAGACCCUGGAUGCGACUUUGAAGAAGAGUUUUACACCGAUGAAAAAAGAUACAUCGGCGAUUAAGCAACUUGCAACCGGUAACCCUCCAGACGAGUACGAUGAGUAA